UUUUUUUUUAAACUAGCACCUGGAUUUUUAUCGUGAAAUUUAUGACAGAAUUUAUCAUUAUCAUUAAGUCUAAGUUCUUGUCUCAAAGACCCUCCUGGUUCUCCAAACCUUCCUGGCUGAUGAUAGUGAAACGAAGUGGACAGCCCAUCCGUAUAGACCAGCUUUGGCUCCCCGAAAUCAACGUCUCACCAUUGCAGGACGAAGUGAACCGUCUUUUCAAAUAGACGAGCUUUGGCUCCGCGAAGCCGACGUCAUGAUGUAAAGCUCCUGGGUUUGCUGGAGUCUGAGCAGAAGAGCACGCCGGCCCGGGCCCAACUUCUCUGUACGAAUAUUUAGAACAAACCGCUGUUUGAGAAUGGCUGACGGGGCCCUCAGACCCGAACUUCAUUCAACUCCGAACGGACCCGGUUCUUCAUCAGGAACUUGCGCGGCUGUGCCGGUGUCUGAACCGAGCGACGGCGAGGGAAGACCACGCGUGAGCAGCGCGCGGUGCCCGGGUGAGGACAAGGGCGGCCAAAACCCGCCUGGUUGUCAGCCCACCGAACCUGCGAAUGGAGAAGAACCCGGCGCUCAACCCCCUGAGCCCCGUGGGGGGAGCCGGGCUCGGGCGGGCUUGUGUUACCGCGUGGAGGGCGCGCGGGUGCCUGAAGGAGAACAAAGAGCACCUAGAAGGUGUAUCGAAUCCGCGGAAGGGCACGAGCGCGGUUCCGAAAGCCAGACUGGCACCGAGCUGGGGUCACUGGACAGGGAGUCGCCCUGCCGAGUGGAUUCUGAAGACAGUAUCAGCUCCACCUUGAUGGACAUGGAAAGCACUGCGUCCAGCGGGCGCUCCACCCCUGCCAUGCUCAGUAGCCAUGAUGGGGGAGUGACGGCAGCGGCUUCAGCAGUGGCAGGCGGAAAGUCCCUGAGCUACACCUGCUUCUGGGAUGAAUGCCAGCUGCUGUUCUCCAGCAGCCCAGACCUGGCAGAGCACAUCCGAGCUUCCCAUGUGGACCGACAGAGAGGGGGGGUGUUCGUGUGUCUGUGGAAGGGGUGUAAGGUAUACAACACCCCGUCCACCAGUCAGAGCUGGCUCCAGAGGCACAUGCUGAGCCACAGCGGAGACAAGCCCUUUAAGUGUGUAGUGGGGGGGUGCAGUGCCACAUUUGCCUCACAGGGGGGGCUUGCCCGCCACGUACCCACCCACUUCAGCUCCCAGGGCUCCUCCAAAGCAUCCAGUCAAGGCAGAACAAAGGAGGAAUCUCCGUCCAAGGCCGGCCACAAGAAGAGAAAGCUCAGGAACAAAUAUAGGCGCUCCCUCCCGAGACCUCACGACUUCUUUGAUGCUCAGACAAUGGACGCCAUCCGCCACCGAGCCAUCUGCCUUAACCUGGCGACGCACAUUGAGAGCCUGGGCAACGGAAACAGUGUGGUGUUCCACAGCAGGGUCAUUGCCAGAAGGAAGGAGGCCUCUGGGAAAGUGAAGUUGCUGUUGCACUGGACACCUGAAGACAUACUGCCAGAUGUUUGGGUGAACGAAAAUGACCAACUGCAAAUGAAGACCAAAGUGGUUCACCUGUCCAAGCUGCCCGCUGACACAGCAGUGCUCCUGGACCCCACCCUCUACAGGAUGUUCUUAUGACACGUCCAUGUGAACGCCGCCUCCUCCUGUCAUCGUUCCAUGAGCCUUUUUCCUGUUCCUCCGGAGCAGUGCUGGGUUGAAGUGAAUUUUAUUUGAAUGUUCUUUGGUUCUGAGCUUACUAAAGCUGUAACUGUAAAUAAUGCCAUACAGAUUUGUAAUAUAUUUUUUAUAAUUUUCUUUUAAAUUGGAAGUGUAGAUUGUUUCUGAUAACUAUUUUCUUUUUAACAAAUAAAUGUUAGAAACUUAUGCUUGUCAGAUAUUCCUAUAGAGCACCCCAGUUUGAAGGUAUUAGGUAAUUAAUUUAUUUAGUUUAGUUUCUUUUUUACACCAAAUACUUGUUGGUAGAAGGGGGUGGAGUUGGACCCAUGUUUGUGAAUAACACAAACAGGCGACAUGCAGAUUUUUAAGAAUAUGAAGCAGAGAUGUCUGUUUUACACAAAAAAUGUAUUUGCCACAUUUUACUUUUUAAAAACUGGAUUAAAAAGGCAGGAGUCUGUGAAUACU
This is a messenger RNA of Oryzias latipes (Japanese medaka), 2125 nucleotides long. RefSeq names its product zinc finger protein aebp2-like. Gene Ontology annotation, cellular component: ESC/E(Z) complex. Gene Ontology annotation, biological process: regulation of transcription by RNA polymerase II. The record is from RefSeq and is a predicted model, not a curated record. NCBI's taxonomy places the organism in Eukaryota, Metazoa, Chordata, Actinopteri, Beloniformes, Adrianichthyidae.